AACUGGGUGCAGUCCAAAGUUUUUCUUUCAAUAGUUCUGUGCACUUUUGCAUAACAGCUGAUAACACACUAUUUCCCAUGUUACUCAAAUAAUUUUGUGAAAGUUCAAAGUUCCCAUCUGACCGUGCGCUUGAUCUCAACUCUUCCACACAGUGCGAGAUAUUUGUAUUUGUCCUCGGUAAUAGAUCAAUCCUAUAUUAGUGUCCUCUAUGGAAACCACGUGGCAGAGAGUAGAAUCCAUGCACCGCUGGAUUCUAGAGAAUGGGGAUAAGCGGACGGACCCAUGGCUUCUAGUUUACUCUCCUGUACCGAUCAUCUGUAUAUUUUUGUGCUAUCUUGGUGUUCUUUGGAUUGGACCCAAACUUAUGAAACACAAGGAACCAGUGAACCUAAAAGCAGUGCUUAUUGUGUACAACUUUUCCAUGGUCGCUUUGUCUGUUUACAUGUUCCAUGAGUUCUUGGUCACCUCUUGGCUGGCAAACUACAGUUAUCUGUGUCAACCUGUGGACUACAGCCCCAGUCCACUGGGAAUGAGGAUGGCCAGUGUAUGCUGGUGGUUCUUCUUCUCUAAAGUCAUUGAGCUUAGUGAUACAGUCUUUUUCAUCCUAAGAAAAAAGAUUAGCCAACUCACAUUUCUACAUGUGUAUCAUCAUGGAACGAUGAUCUUCAACUGGUGGGCAGGAGUUAAAUUUGUGGCGGGAGGUCAAUCAUUUUUUAUCGGGCUGCUGAACACUUUUGUUCAUAUUGUGAUGUAUUCCUACUAUGGCCUGGCCGCCGUGGGGCCUCACAUGCAGAAAUAUCUGUGGUGGAAGCGCUACCUCACCUCACUGCAGCUGGUCCAGUUUGUCUUGCUGACUCUUCACACUGGAUACAACCUCUUCACCGAGUGUGACUUCCCUGAUUCCAUGAAUGCAGUUGUGUUUGCAUACUGCAUCAGCCUCAUCAUACUUUUCAGCAACUUUUACUACCAGAGUUACAUAACCAGGAAGAGCAAGAAGUCUUAACAGCUAGUCCACAUGCUGAGGAGCAGAAUCACCCACAUUUUGAUAGACUAUUUUUCCAUCGCCUCAGCAACAUUUAGUCAUCAGGACUAAAAGGAUUUGUAUCCUCAUAUCUAUUUUGGGUUGUAAAUAUAACUUGUUUAGUAGAGGUGUGACAUGUCUUGUUAGUCUUUUUUUGUAUGUGUGUAUUGAAAUCUCCCGCUUUGUCAUCAAAUAAAAUAUAACUUGAAUGUAAAUAAAGUGUAAUCUCAUUUUAA
Messenger RNA from Ctenopharyngodon idella (grass carp), 1257 nucleotides. It is a transcript of the gene elovl8b, whose product is annotated as ELOVL fatty acid elongase 8b. Bases 209 to 1003 code for a protein of 264 amino acids. The record is from RefSeq and is a predicted model, not a curated record. The transcript has 8 exons. Lineage: Eukaryota; Metazoa; Chordata; Actinopteri; Cypriniformes; Xenocyprididae. Gene Ontology annotation, biological process: very long-chain fatty acid biosynthetic process; fatty acid elongation, polyunsaturated fatty acid; sphingolipid biosynthetic process. Gene Ontology annotation, molecular function: fatty acid elongase activity. Gene Ontology annotation, cellular component: endoplasmic reticulum membrane.